Molecule: messenger RNA, 2844 nt
Organism: Humulus lupulus (European hop)
Lineage: Eukaryota; Viridiplantae; Streptophyta; Magnoliopsida; Rosales; Cannabaceae
Exons: 4
Coding region: 1-2844 (947 amino acids)
Biological process (GO): proteolysis
Molecular function (GO): aspartic-type endopeptidase activity
Source: RefSeq, a predicted model, not a curated record
AUGGGCAGGCUUGAGUGUGUUGGCUUGGCCGUUUGUGAGUGUGGGCAGUAUGGUAGUCGGGUCUUACCAAGUGGUAUCAGAGCCAGUCCGAUCUUGUGGAUGCCGACGACUCGGAUGGAAACCCAAGUUGAUUCUGUUCAAGAGGAUGUGGGGGUAUUGAAGGAAAUUGUUCAGUCCCAUGCUCACGACUUGGUUGUGAUUACAGAGAAGCUUGACUUGGUCCUCAAGGGUCAGGCCUUCAUUGCCACAGAAUUGGCUAACCGUGGUUUUAGCCCAGGACAUCGUGGACCGCCGGAGGCUCCACCUUCGUCGGGAUCGACGCAGGGCAGCGGCAACGGUGGUGGUCAACGUGAGGGGAUGGAAGGUCAACGUUCGGAAUUUCGGGCUCGUAAAAUUGAAUUACCUGUGUACUCAGGUGGGGACCCGGAUGAGUGGACCUAUCGAGCUGACUGUUAUUUUGGGCUGCAGUGGCUGUCGACGGCGGUGCAACUUGAGGCGAUAGUGAUGUGUUUGGAAAGGGCAGCUCUGUAUUGGUUUCAUUGGGAGACAUUUUGGCGAUCGAUUGACACUUGGGAUGACCUCAAGACUCUGCUCAUUCACCGGUUUCGCCCAGUUCAUGAAGGCUCAGUGUUUGAUCACUUUCUCGAUCUUCAACAAACAUCCACGGUGCAGGAGUACCGGCGACAGUUUGAGAUGAUCGCCUCUGCCAUGGGAAACGUCUCGGAUUCCCUUCUGGAGUCUACUUUUGUAAAAGGCUUGAAGAUGGAAAUUCAGGGCCCAUUAAGAAUUUUGGAGCCCACUGGGUUAGUUAAAACCAUGGAGUUAGCUAAAGCCAUUGAGGCUAAUCAAACCUUAACAACUCCCACAACCUAUCGUCGCUUGACAGAGGCAGAAAUCAAGGAUCAGAAGGCUCGAGGUGUAUGCUUUAAGUGUGAGGGUAAGUGGCAGCGGGGUCAUGAAUGCAAGUUUCCCGAACUCCAGAUCAUUUUGUUGCAAGAUGAGGCCUCCGAUGAUGACAGUGAUGAAGACCCCAUUGAUGAAUCACUGGGUCUACCACCUCCGCCCACACCAAAAGCCAAAGUGGUGGAAGUCCCCCUCAACUCAGUGGUCAGACUGACGUCGCCAAAGACGAUGAAGCUCAUGGGCAGCAUCCAUGGCCACGAGGUGGUGGUCCUUAUCGACAGUGGGGCCACGCACAAUUUUAUCACUUCCGAGCUUGCAUCCAAGCUAGCUCUUCCUAUUUCUACUACUGAGUCAUAUGGUGUGCAAAUGGGCACGGGUCAGGCUAUCCGAGGAGAAGGCAUAUGUCGUGGGGUACCACUGAUUUUGCAGGAGUUAGAAAUUCUUGAUGACUUUCUUCCUUUACCUCUCGACAGUACAUAUGUCAUUUUGGGAAUACAAUGGCUGGAGACCUUGGAUGGCACCUAUCAUCAUUGGAAAGAUCAUGUUAUGAAGCUCAACGUCAAUGGGAAGGCCAUCACUCUCCAUGGAGAUCCUUCCUUACACAAAACUCGGGUUUCCCUCAAGACGAUGAUGCAGCUUCUUCAACAUGAGCGACAAGGGGUUUGGGUCGAGCUGGGUAGCGCAGUGGUGACUGCCGACUCUCCUCCAAUUCCGAAGUCCAUGAUGAGCAUUGUGCAGCGGUUUCAGUCGGUGUUUGAGGUGCUGAAAUCCCUGCCACCUUUACGAAGUCAUGAUCAUGCUAUUCCGCUGCGAGUGGGAUCCUCUCCUGUGAGUGUCCGACCGUACCGCUAUGCUCAAAUUCAAAAGGCUAAAAUUGAGCGAUUGCGUUUCUGUGUUGAUUACCGGACACUGAAUCAAGAAACAGUGGCCGAUGAGUAUCCCAUUCCUGUUAUUGAUGAGCUCCUCGAUGAAUUGCAUAGGGUGAAGGUGUUCUCCAAGUUGGAUUUACGAUCAGGUUACCAUCAGAUUCGUGUUAGGGCUACAAAUGUGCACAAAACGGUGUUUCGGACACAUGAAGGCCAUUACGAGUUCUUGGUCAUGCCCUUUGGCCUUACCAAUGCCCAUGCUACCUUCCAGUCACUCAUGAACAAAGUGUUCAAGCCAUAUCUUCAUCAAUUUGUGCUCGUUUUCUUUUAUGAUAAUUUGGUCUACAGUCUAGACGAAGCCACUCAUGAGGAGCAUUUGACUAUGGUUCUACACACCUUAGGCGAUCACCAAUUGUACGCCAACUUGAAGAAGUGUUGUUUUGGACAGCGCCGUUUGGAGUAUUUAGGGCAUAUCAUUUCAGGCGACAGGGUAACGAUGGACUCGUCGAAGGUCCAAGCUAUGAUACAUUGGCCGCUGCCCACUACACUUAAGGAGCUUCGUGGGUUCUUGGGGUUGACAGGAUACUACCAAAAGUUUAUAGCAGGGUAUGGGGCCAUUGCUCGCCCUCUUACAGACCAGCUCAAGAAGGAAAAAUUCUGGUGGACAGAGGCAACCACUCAAGCGUUUAAUUACCUCAAACAAGCCAUGAUUUCAGUACAUGUUCUUGCUCUUCCAGAUUUUUCUAAGACUUAUGUGGUCGAGACUGAUGCUUUGGGGUUUGGCAUUGGAGUGGUUUUGAUGCAGGAGGGUCGGCCCAUAGCCUACUACAGCCAAGUCUUGAAACCACACGCCCAACUCAAAUCCAUCUACGAAAAGGAACUCAUGGCCAUCGUUCUUGCUAUUCUUAAAUGGCAGCCAUACUUGUUAGGAUGCAGAUUUUUUGUGCGCACGGAUCAACAGAGCUUGAAGUUUUUGUUGGAACAACGACUGGUGACUUCCGACCACCACAAAUGGUUGGUCAAGUUGCUUGGCUAUGACUUUAAGAUACAGUACCGUCCGGGGGUCGGAAACUGA